ACGUCACUGCAUAUCGAUGGUAAAAUUUGUUUACUUAGGCAUACAUGGUACAAUAUGGUUACAUGAAUCCGACAGCGGAUGGAAGGAAGCACAACGAUGAAGAAAUGCGCAAUGGUCUGAUGUCAUUUCAGCGCUUUAACGGAAUGAACGACACGGGAUCUAUGGACAAUGCAACUAUGCAUAAGAUGCACACGCCUAGAUGUGGUGUAAAAGAUAUUCUGUAUACUCCAUCUAGCGUGCGUGCUAGGCGAUACGCAUUCGCCGGAAGUAGGUGGCCAAGUACAUCGCUCACUUAUAGGUAUAUAAAUUAUUCGCCCGAUUUGACGGAAGCACAGACAAGACAGGCUAUUGAGGCCGCUUUCAAAGUAUGGAGUGACGUCACACCUUUAAUUUUUACUGAAGAGAAAGGGUCCAGUGUUCCUGAUAUCUACAUACUUUUUCAACCUGGUGAACAUGGGGACGGUAACGCAUUUGACGGCCCAAGUGGUACACUUGCGCAUGCGUAUUUUCCGGCACCUGGUAUUGGUGGCGAUGCUCACUUUGAUGAAAGCGAAUUUUUUACUAUUAAUGGAGAGCGAGGGAUUGAUUUAUUCCAGGUAGCAGCGCAUGAAUUUGGUCAUAGUAUGGGUCUUGCUCAUUCAAGUGACCCUAACGCAUUGAUGGCACCCUUCUACGCUGGAUACAUUGCAAACUUCGUGUUACCUCAAGAUGAUAUAAACGGAAUACAAGCGUUAUAUGGACCCAAUCGAGAUAUACCGGCCCCUACUGCCCCACCGGUCAAUCCAGUGACGAGUGCGCCACCACCAGUUACAGCUAUUCCCAACCCUACCAUCGAGCCAUCAUUAUGUAGUAUGAAUUAUGAUGCCAUAUCGUUUCUUAGAACAGAGAUAUUCAUGUUCAAUGAUGAGGAUAUUCUACGCAUAGCUAUGCGUGGCAGCCUGGUACCUGGAUAUCCCCGUAAAAUAUCCGAUUUCUUUUCCACUCUGGAAGACAAUAUUGAUGCAUCCUACGAAAGAUAUGAUGGUACUAUAAUGUUUUUUAAAGGUGAUAGAUAUUGGGAAUUCAACGGAAAUAACGUUUUACCCGGAUUUCCCACCUCCAUAUUUAACCUCGGCGAUCUACCUAUCGACCUUGACGCAGCGCUGAAUUGGGGUGAUACCGGUUACACAUACUUUUUUAAGGGAAGUCAAUAUUGGCGCUACAAUGAACCAAGUGGACGUGUGGAUGACAAUUACCCAAGAAGCAUAGCGGCUGGAUGGCCUGGCGUCCCCGAUGACUUAGAUGCAGCAUUUAGAUGGCUUGAUGGAAAUACUUACUUCGUAAAGGGCACUCGAUACUGGCAGUUUGACGUCAGCCUGAACCAAGUAAACGAAACUAUUUACCCUAGAAAUUUUGGAGAGGAUUGGCUCGGCUGUGCUUCUGGUAAUCCAGCUUCUUUAACGAGUUACAGUAUACAUAUUGUCAUAGUUGCGUUCACUUUGGCAAAACUUCUACGAUUAUAAGAGCUACGAAAAGAGUCUUCUUUGAGAUGGACUCGAAUAUAUAAAUAUGUAUAUCCUACAUUCGCCUAUAUCAUAGUUCAGUAUACGUUCAACUUCAAGGAUCACCAGGUACUACACAGUAUUAAGAGGCAAAUAAUUAUGAAUACAUUAUAACAAUAUUCACGAACAGAUUGAAUGAACGUUAAUAGCCCACACACAUUUUUAAUGAUAUUGAUCGUGGAUGCCUUUGUUGGCAGUGCAGUAGAUAGUCACGUCUCCUAAUAACAUUUUUAAACUUCUGCUUAUCUGCGAAAGCCCUUGAAGUUUUGUCAGUUCCUCUUUCGAAGGAUUAGAAAUAAAUAAAAAAAUAAUAGCAUGUAAUGUAGCUUACAAUAUUAAUUGUACUGUAGUACGUCUGAUAUUCUUUAUUACUGAACAGCAAUUACAAGAACAUGAGACAAAUUUACAAAUUCGAUCCAAAGCAGAAAAGAAUCAGCAUAUUUAACAUGAUCCAGCAUAGGCCUAUAAUACUGUAUUCAAAGUUUCCUCAGUUUCAGUUUCGAAGUGAUUUCGGUAUCAAUAGAGGGCGCACAAUUAAGGUUCGCGUUUGUAUUGUCGAUAGUCAUGUUUUGAACAGUUUUGGCUACACACAGCAUCAUCAACAAUCUAAGAUAUUACAAAUAAUAAGACAACUGCGUCAUCAGUGGCGGAUCAAGAAGAGUGGGGACCCAUUGCCGCAAGUUUACAGAUAGACCACCAUCUCUAUCAUCAUUUUGAGCUAGUACAAAAUGUUAUGGCUUUGCCAGAUGGUCGGUUAGAAAACAUUUUGAACGUAUUUUUUUUUUUUAAACUCUAUUGUUGUUAUUUGUUUCUUAAAUUAAGAGUUGGAAACUCUUGUCCGACACUGAUCAUCAUAUUAACUUUUAGUUUGAGCUACUUCACAAUAUAUUUGCUACAUAGGCCUAUCAACAACUUUCGUGGUUCCAAAAACUCGUGCAUAUCAACUAUCAUUUUUCCCAUACCAAUGGAAUUGCCCUUUUAACAACAUAAUUAAUUCUGAUUCCGUACAAUUUUUUAAGAAGAAAUAAUCUUUAGGUUGUAAUUUCAAUGAUAUCUGUUUGUUUUGAUUGUGUUGUUGGGAAGGCCUUUACUAUUAGCAAGCGAUAUAUUAUCUCUCCUAGGCUCUGACAGUUAUUUCUUUUUGUCUUUUGUUCUUUUUUGCAAUGUUUGUGUUUUUGUAAUGCUUCUUUAUUAUAAACAUAGUAUCAAUUAUAUGAAAUAUUCCAGUUCAAAUAAAAGGAAUUGUUUAUCUUUGUAGAUUGUAAGUUACUGAAUAAUGUAAUAAUAUGGAUAGCCUAUUGCUGCCAUGAUUAGGAUGAAUUUUAUAUGAUUUGUCCUACCAGGGUAAUAAAUGUAGUAAUUAAAUGAAAA
Anneissia japonica is the source of this 2912-nucleotide messenger RNA. RefSeq names its product matrix metalloproteinase-16-like. Gene Ontology annotation, cellular component: extracellular matrix. Gene Ontology annotation, biological process: extracellular matrix organization; proteolysis; collagen catabolic process. The coding region runs from base 45 to 1502 and encodes 485 amino acids. The record is from RefSeq and is a predicted model, not a curated record. The transcript has 7 exons. NCBI's taxonomy places the organism in Eukaryota, Metazoa, Echinodermata, Crinoidea, Comatulida, Comatulidae. Gene Ontology annotation, molecular function: metalloendopeptidase activity; zinc ion binding.